GCAAUGGCCCAGCACCACCACGCCGCGCGCCGCCUGCUGACGGGGCUGACGCAACCGUCGAGGAACACCUGCUGCGGCCGCCCUCGCGACGCGUCCACGUGGACCCGCCGCGCUCUCUCGACCUCUGCCUUCUCGUCACCGCUGCUGCUGCUGCGCACCACCACCGCCGCCGGGACCCGAUGCCGUGCGCGGUGCUUGGGCUGCGACGCCAUCCACCACCAGCUGACGGCCGCGUCGACGAGCACCAGGUAAGUGCGCCUGGAGCUCACUCCGUUCCGUCGCGCCAUGAUGGGCCUUUGGGUCUCGUGCGAGGGCUCAUUUUUCCGCCCGGCGGGCAGGUUGUUUUGCUCGACUGCGAGGGCGUGCGGCGAGCCACAGCCCAAGAAACCACUCCUAGAGAAGACCAAGGAAUUACGCGGCAGGCUCAAGUCGUUGACGCCGCACGAACAGGUCUGGAACGUACCAAACGUGCUCACCUUUUCCCGCCUCGUCGCAGCGCCGGCAGUGGGCUACCUCAUCCUGCAGGAUCAGCACGCAGCCGCGUUUGGCCUCUUUGCUUACGCGGGGAUCACCGACCUGGUAGACGGCUGGAUAGCGCGCAGAUGGAAGCUGCAGACUGUCGUGGGCAGCGUCGUCGACCCCAUGGCGGACAAGCUGCUGAUGGCCAUUACGGUUGGCUGCUUGGCCGCCAAGGGCGCUUUGCCCGGGCCCCUCGCCAUCCUCAUCUUCGGCCGCGACGCCUCGCUCGCCGUUGCCGCCAUUUACUAUCGCUAUGCCUCGCUGCCCUUGCCCAAGACGCUUGCCCGCUACUGGGACUUUUCGCUCCCGUCGGCUGAGGUCCAUCCUACGACCAUCUCCAAGUGGAAUACCUUCCUGCAGCUUGCUCUGAUCGGCCUAACGCUGUCGUUCCCGCUACUCGCCAUUGCCGCGGGUCCCGCUGAUGUGGAGCAGCAACCCGCCAUCACCACCACCACCACCUCCACCACCACUUCACGUCCAGCUCCUCCUGCCCCCGCGUCCAGCCACGACGACCCCGCAGCUGAGAAGCCGACCUACGCCUCCUUCCUGCAUAGCCCGACCACGGAUCCCCGCCUCAAGACCACGGUCAGCGGGCUGCAGCUGCUCGUCGGCGCUACGACGCUGUGGAGCGGCUUCAGCUACGCCGUGCUCAAGAACGCGGUCACGAUUCUGGGGACGGAUGAGCGGCUCAAGGCUCGCCAAGGCGCACGGGGCCGUGCUGUCGUUGGCGUGAGCUUCGCGCUUGUGUGCGCCGCGGCGGUGGGGUGGGGGCUGCGUGAGUGGGAGGGCGGGCAGAGGCGAGUGGCUGAGGAGGAGUGGCGGGGAAGGAAUGGGGGCGGGAAGGGUGAGGGAAGCGGUUGAUUGAGCUUGGUCAACAAGACAGGGAAAGAGAAACGAGAUGAAAAGCCUUAAAUAAGGCAAGGCGACGAUUAGAGAUGAGAAGAAGAAAAAUAAGGCGGGAUGAGAGCCUGCCUGGAUAGGUUCUGUGCACCUGUUUUUCGGCAUUCUGGCGUACACGCCUACAUACAUACAAGUACUUGCCCAGCAUAAACAACAAAAAUCACAGGUUCCUGAAACUGGACUGCAGAAACCGACAGUCCGCUUCAUCGUACAGUUUGCCAAGUAUACAGAAUCAAACAAGCGACACAGCACACACAUCAAAUUCGUAGCUUCAAU
This is a messenger RNA of Aplosporella prunicola CBS 121167, 1695 nucleotides long. RefSeq lists its product as uncharacterized. The transcript has 3 exons. The record is from RefSeq and is a predicted model, not a curated record. Gene Ontology annotation, cellular component: membrane; mitochondrion. Gene Ontology annotation, molecular function: cardiolipin synthase activity. Gene Ontology annotation, biological process: cardiolipin biosynthetic process. The coding region runs from base 289 to 1380 and encodes 363 amino acids. NCBI's taxonomy places the organism in Eukaryota, Fungi, Ascomycota, Dothideomycetes, Botryosphaeriales, Aplosporellaceae.